This is a messenger RNA of Chenopodium quinoa (quinoa), 1299 nucleotides long. RefSeq names its product SNF1-related protein kinase regulatory subunit beta-3-like. The coding region runs from base 497 to 847 and encodes 116 amino acids. The transcript has 3 exons. NCBI's taxonomy places the organism in Eukaryota, Viridiplantae, Streptophyta, Magnoliopsida, Caryophyllales, Amaranthaceae. The record is from RefSeq and is a predicted model, not a curated record. Gene Ontology annotation, molecular function: protein binding.
UAACGUCAAUCAACAAAAAAAUAAGGCGAAGAGAAGAGAGUUGCAUGUGGCCACUAGUUCUACUAUGGAAUUAGGUACGAAAACUAAAGAACUUAAUUGAAGAGUGGGUUGGUAGGAGAAGAAGCCCAAGUGCACACAAACUGAAAUUAAGGGACCCAUAUCACAUAAAACUGACGUACCAAAAAUGAAAUACCUGAACUUUACCUAUCAAACACGAAUCAUAUUAUAGGAAUUAAUUAUUGAUGGAAAAUUAAAGUACAAAAAACCAAAAAUAUAUAAUAAAAUUAAAAAAAAAAAUAAAAAAUCAGAGAGAGUGUGAAGACUAAAGAAUCGUACGAUCAACUUCAGUUCUCAGAACUCCGCCAUUAAAGCAUCUCUGACAAAGCUUUAGAUAUUAGAACCUCGGUAUAUAUUCAUCCACGAUUUUCACAUUACGGUUCUUCACUUAAAAGAAUUUUCUGUUUUUGUGACCUUGCCUCUCUGAGUGGCUGUCAACAUGAGUACCACAUGCACUGAUGAGCGAGAAGAAGGUACUGUAGUAGGAUUUGAAACUCCUGAUUCGCCUAGUUCAAGUUAUAGCAGUGUAUACCCUGGAAAUGAAGAUGAAGCACGUGAACCACCUGUUGUCCCUCCCCACUUGCAGCAUACCCUGUUAAGUUGUCCUCCAAGUAGAGAAACCUCUGGUACACUUCCCCUGCCUCAAAACGUGAUUGUAAAUCAUCUUUACAUCGAAAACAGGGAGGCUCCAAGAUCUGUUGUGGCGCUUGGUUUUACUCAUCGCUUCCGGUCAAAGUUUGUCACAGUUGUUCUUUACAAGCCUGUCCCAAGAAGGGGGAGCAAUGCUUGAUGUAUAGCCAGAAAUUAGUUAUUCAAUUAGGUAUUGCCCAUUUUGCCUCGAUUUAAUGUGGACUAAUCUGAAAUUUUCUUCAGGGAAAUUACCUUUGUGGUUUAUUGCCUGGUAAUCAAAAACUUCCAUAUCUAGGAUUGUUCCGCCACACCGCCUCUGCAUUGCCUAAGAUUAUUUGGUUAGCAUCAUAUACAAUGUUCUAGUAGAUGAAGAAUUUAUUGGCAGCUUUAGAUGUUGUACCUAUUAAAGGGAGCUGACCACUUGUUUAUAUGUUUCUCGAUGUCAUGAUACCGUUUCGUGAUUGACAUUGAGAUUGUGUUUGGUUCUUCUUUGGUUGAUGAUGGGAUUUGGAAUGACUUCAUUAAUCCACAGAUAAAUAUUUUGAAGAAUUCAACAUGACACUAAUUUACUAUUGUCUGAGGUGAUUAAAUAGCUAGAUUUUUCUGAGUAAA